Messenger RNA from Aegilops tauschii subsp. strangulata, 453 nucleotides. RefSeq names its product ethylene-responsive transcription factor 1-like. Gene Ontology annotation, molecular function: DNA binding; DNA-binding transcription factor activity. Gene Ontology annotation, biological process: regulation of DNA-templated transcription. The record is from RefSeq and is a predicted model, not a curated record. Lineage: Eukaryota; Viridiplantae; Streptophyta; Magnoliopsida; Poales; Poaceae.
AUGCCGCCGCGCCGCCGGGGUUCUUCGGGCUACCGCGGCGUCCGCGAGCGCCCCAAUGGCUGGUACUCCGCCGAGAUCCGGUCCGGCGACGUCCGGCUCGGCCUCGGGUCGUUCCGAAGCGCGCACGAGGCGGCCCGCGCGCACGAGGCGGCCCGCGCGUACGACGCGGCGGCGUGGCGCUUGGAGAGGCCCCGGUCGCAGAUGAACUUCCGGGACGUCUUCACGCGCGAGGAGGCGCAGCGCGUCGCCCCUCCGCCGCGUCUCAUCACCGACAUGGACCGUGCCGACCGGCGUCGGCGGAAGGCAUUGGCGAAUGCGCAGUGCGAUAUCGUUGAAGCAGGUGGGAGGUCGAUCUUCACGUCAGACGAUGAACGUUGGGACGACAUAUGGCUCGAUACCUCGGACAACACCGACGAGGAUGAUGAUGGUGAUGAUGGUAGCGACUUGGAGUAG